Durio zibethinus is the source of this 3406-nucleotide messenger RNA. The record is from RefSeq and is a predicted model, not a curated record. NCBI's taxonomy places the organism in Eukaryota, Viridiplantae, Streptophyta, Magnoliopsida, Malvales, Malvaceae.
UCUUCAUUCGCUUUGCUAACUGAUGUGUUCUGCGCCCGGUGAUUAUUGGCGAAAGGGUUUGAAAUCCCAAACUCGAAAACAAAAAGCCUCACUUACGUGGCUCUUUUGGUGUGGGCGUUCUCACCAUAUCACCACCCGUUUAUCUGACAAAAAUCUUCCCUCAACCCUUUCUCAUUGUCCUCAAAUUAAAAGACGCAAAUUUUUUGACGACUAGAAGUUUCCUCUCAGAAAUCGUUCACUACCCACUUUUGUUUCCUCCAAAGCUGUGGAUUUGAUAGCUUCUCAUCCAACAACAACAUAAAAAGGAAAUCAGAUUGAUAGCUCGUUGUUUUCCUCUACGGAGUUAAUUAGUUAAACAUAGAUGAUAGAUCUAAAAUUCCAUGCCUUCCUGUAAUUCUCUUUUUUGAUUGAUAAAAAAAAUUGGGUUAUCUUCAUUUUGGUAAAGGCUUGUUGAUGGGUCAGAAACUUGAUACGAUGGUCCAACAUCAAUCGAAAGAUGAGUUGCUUUAUCAGGCCGCAAAUGCUGGAAACGUCGAUGGCAUUAAAGCUCUUUGCAGAGAAGGUGCUGGCCUUGAGUGGAUUGACAGAGAUGGAAAAACUCCCCUUGUUGUGACAUGCAUGAAUCCUGAAUUAAUCGAUGUGGCCAAAACUCUAAUUGAAUUGGGUGCCAAUGUCAAUGCUUACCGCCCCGGACGAAAUGCAGGGACUCCAUUACAUCAUGCUGCAAAGAGAGGCCUGGAGCAGACUGUUAAACUGCUUCUUUCUCAUGGCGCGAAUGCUUUAUUGAGGAAUGAUGAUUGUCAUACUCCACUUGAGGUUGCUAGAAUUAAGGGGUUUACAAAUGUUGUCCGUGCAAUUGAGAAUCAUAUUUGCUAUUUCUCUGGCUGGUUGCGGGAGUUUCGCGGUCCAGGCUUUCUUGGUGGAUUUGCUCCUCAGUUGUUAUCAAGAAAAAUCUGGGCUGUCAUUGUACCCUGCGGUUCUGGUAAUUCCAUGAAGCCUUCCAGGUUUGAGCUUGCCAUAUAUUCCACUUUGCAGGAUGCACAGCCUCAGACAGUGAUUGCUCUUUGGAAGGCCAAAAUUGAAGAACCCAAAUUUCAUAAAUCAGAUCCAUCACUUGCCAUAUUUGAUCAGUCAACCAAAACUCGAUACAAGCUUGCAUCUGGAAAUGAGGGGGACAAACAGCAGCUUCAAUGGUUAUAUAGUGCAUGCAAAGGAAUUCUUCAGGUUAUCCCUUCCCCAAUGGUUCUUGAUACCCAAACUUCAAGUGCAGCAACUGCUGCUGAAUCUGCAGAACUUAAUAAUAACCAUAGCUCUGGGGCAGUUGAUGCAAAUGGUUGGGAGAAUCCUGCUAAUGUUGAAAGUUAUAAUGGAUGGGGUCCUGCUACUGGACAGGCACAUUCAGAGUCAAGUAACACUGGAUGGAUGGAUGGACCAACAAGAAAAGACUACAAUGGAUGGGGUGUCCCUGGUUUUAGGUCAACUGGCAACCAAAGUCAUCAUGUCCAAACCCUUGGGGAUCACAGUGGAUGGAUGGAUACUCCAACAAAAAAAGACAAUGACUGGGCUGUGCCUGAUUCUAGGCCAACCGGUAAACAAAGUCAUCAUGUCGAAAACCUCAUGGAUCCUCCCCCUCUUGUCCAAACAAGUGGAUUCAAUGCUUCCAUGUCUUCAGCUCCAUCUGCUCCACCAAUUCCCGAGGAUGUUUUAGGUGAAGAGCCAAUUCAUUAUCCUUCAAUUGAUCUGAAUCCAGUGGAUAUACCAGCUCCAACGACAACAGGUUAUGGAGCCUUCCCAACAAAUGAUGCUAAAGAUGGUGGUUCUUCCUCAUGUAUAAUAUGUUGGGAAGCUCCAAUUGAAGGUGCAUGCAUCCCCUGUGGUCAUAUGGCUGGUUGCAUGUCUUGUUUAAAUGAGAUAAAGGCCAAAAACGGUUUUUGCCCUGUUUGCCGAGGCAAAAUAGAUCAAGUUAUAAGGCUCUAUAGUGUGUGAUGGGUGGAAAUCCCGUAAUGGAUCUGGGAUUGGUUUAUCCAUGGCAGAUUAAACUUCUUGAAAUUUUUAGUUUGUGUUACAUUAUCAUGCUCACUGUAAAUGAAAUUAGACUGUCAUUUUGAUUUUACAGAACUGGAAUGAUCAUAUAUACCUGCCUAUAUAAUGUUUCUGCCCAAGUACUAAGAAUAGCAUUAUUUAGUAAAAUAUACAAUGCGUGGCUUUCCGGGAAACUUCAUAUGAUUUGAGUGAUCUAGCUUGAAGCCGAAGCAAGCGACCUGCAAUUCCCUGACAGGUUCCUCUUUGUACGUAUGUUUCCCUUUAUUAGAAUUGCACCCUUCCAAGAACAGAGAAAUAAAAAGAACAUUUGAUUAAUGAUCAUUUCUUGCACAAAUAGAAUGACCAGAGGCCAUAUAUACGUUAAUUUAAAGCUAGAAUGUUUUAUGCUUAGAUUUGUUCUGAAUGGAUGUUCCAGCUGAUAAAUGUAUGUUCUGGAAAAUUGACAAAUCAAGAGAUACGAGUAGGAUACUUGUUGCCUGGUUGGGCUCUCUAGCUCCAGAAGAAGCUAGCCAGAAUGUACUCGAAGCUUUUAAUGAUGUCCUGGCCGGUAAAGUUUUCAUCUGAGUCUUAAAGAUGAAGCACUAAGGGGGCCCCUACCAUCCAACAUCAAUACCCUUUACAUCAUUUUUUUUUUCUGAACCUGAUGGUAUAACCUGCACAUGGCUUGCCCACUGCUCCUGGUCCUUGCUACGGUAUAACUUUAUUGGAGUUUCACUCUGCUGGAUUGAUAGAAACAUCACAUUAUUUUAAAUCGUUUAGUUUUCACUAUCAAUGGAAAACUUAUCAUUUUUUUUGAUAAAAUAUAAGGUAAUUAAAUUCUCAGUCUCCUAUAAACUUAUGAAUUUCUAGUUGUUUACUACUGGAUCGACUGUGUGACCGACACUUGAAGAUAUUGGAAGACUAGGAUUAGGAUAAGUGAGUUUUGAAAGUAAAGCUAUCAUUGUUUGUUUCAAUAGAGAAAUGUCUUAUUAAAUGAAAGCCUUGAAAUCGUGAAGGGUGUUGGUAUGGGGCAUCUGAUUAGACUAGAGUUCUUCAAAGUCUCAACUUUUUCUCCAUCCCCAUAUGGGGAAUCAAUUGCUGAAAACUCUGUCCUCUGAAAACUGGCAACAUGGCGUGUACGGCAAAUAUGGUUGCAAUUUUUUUUUAUUUAAAUUGUAUGAUCAAGGAAGAAAGUAAUGUAAUCUGAUAUGAUGUUAUUUGACUUCGGCCAUAUAUAUGUAAGAGAUAAAAGUAGAGUAAAACCUGUUAAAAAAAGUUGGGAUUUGCAAGAAUGUGUUUUUGAAAAAUGAAGUAGAAGUCAAACCAGUGAAAAGAGUCAGUAUUUCAGUAUUUGGUUCAUUAGACAAAACCCUCUUAAACCAAA